AGAGACAAAUGGAAACCACAGCUGGCCUGUCUCCUCCUGCAGCUGGACUGGAAGAGGACUCCAUGUUCCAGAUGAAGGAGCUCCAUAAAUUACAGAAGAAUCCUGAACAAAGCUUCUCCUGUCCUGGGUUAACAGUUUUAAACUCAGAGUAUCGGCCCUGGAAUUAAAACACAAACGAACAAAAAAACAACAUUGUUUUUGGACGUUUUUAGAUACGUCAGUCGGAACAAACACUGCUGCUUAUAAGACAGAACAUUUUGUUGUACAGAUUUAUUUAAAACGAGACGGGAUUGUUUAAAUUCUGUAAAUGUGUAUUUAUGUUGUGCUAUUCUGUGGCUUAAAGCUAAAACAAUUUCUGAUAACUUUAACAGGGUUGUACUGCUUUAAAAAGCAAACCUUUUUUACCCUUACAGUUUUGAGCUUUACUUGUCUGUAAUGCUGUUCUUUAAUUUAAAAAGUGUAAUAAUAAUUUAAUGUUAGGGCUUCUUAAAGCGAGCCAAACUGUGUUGUUUCUUCAUCUUGAGGUUUGUUUUUUCAUCUUCAAUAAUAAAUAAGUGCAUGAAAAUAA
Molecule: messenger RNA, 568 nt
Organism: Austrofundulus limnaeus
Lineage: Eukaryota; Metazoa; Chordata; Actinopteri; Cyprinodontiformes; Rivulidae
Gene: prdm14
Product: PR domain containing 14
Biological process (GO): regulation of transcription by RNA polymerase II
Cellular component (GO): nucleus
Molecular function (GO): RNA polymerase II transcription regulatory region sequence-specific DNA binding
Source: RefSeq, a predicted model, not a curated record